AUGGCUACUCUAGAUGCUGAUACAAGCCAGCUGUCCGAAUCACAGCAGGCAGCCUUACAACAAUUACUGGCAGUAACUGGUCAAGAAGUUGAUCAAGCUGUACCUUUACUACAGAGAUCACAAUGGAGCGUUGAGAUCGCAAUCGCAAAGUUCUUUGAUGGCGAAGAUGAUUCUUUAACGGCAGCAGGUCUAGCAGCUCAAAAUGUUCCACCUCCUCGAGCUUCAAGACAAGAAAACCUUCAAUAUAGUCUCCUUAAUGAAUCCUCCAAUCGAUCGAGAGUGCGAAAUGUGGACUCGGCCCCAAGGAUUGUUCCUCAACCAGAAGAUCAAAUAAUUCGACGACCAAAUCUCAUUUUCGCUAUACUAUUCGCGCCAUUCAGUGUACUUUACAAAAUUUUCUCUAUGGGAUAUAGAGCUUUCGCAUUUUUAUUUCCUUUCCUACCACGGUUCCGACCUACCGGCGCAUCAAAUACAAUGGGAAGGAGAUCACUUAAACCCAGAGAUACAGCAACACGUACCAAGCGCGAAUUUGAGGAAGAAUAUGGACCGAAUAAUUUACCAUUUUUCGAUGGAGGUUAUGCACAGGCUUUGGACCUUGCAAAAAAAGAUCUCAAAUUCCUCAUCGUUCAUUUAAUGUCUCCGGAACAUGAUGACACAUCUGAUUUCGUUCGUCAAACCUUACUUUCCGAAGAAGUCACCACAUUCCUUGGGGAUAAAACUAACAAUAUAAUAUUCUGGGUUGGAGAUGUUCGAGAUUCAGAAGCAUAUCAAGUCUCUUCCGCUUUACGAUGUACCAAGUUUCCAUUCACAGCCUUAAUUACCCACACACCCGAUCAAGGAGCUACAUCAAUGUCAGUCAUUGCCAGAAUAUCCGGAUCAGAAUCACCUGGGGCAUUUGUUGCCAAAUUACAAAGUGCAAUAGGACAACAUUCGGAAAAAUUAGCUGCAGUUCGUGCACAACGUUCAGCACAAAAUUUCGAGCGUACAUUAAGAGAAGAGCAAGAUUCUGCUUAUGAGCAAUCUUUAGCACAAGAUAGAGAACGUGCUAGGCAAAGAAGGGAAGCUGAAGCAGCUGCUGCAGCAGAAGAAAAGAGAAAGAAGGAUGAAGAAGAAGCAGCUGCUAAAUUGGCAGAAAGUCGAAAACAUUGGAAACAAUGGAGAGUACAAACUAUCAAACCAGAACCUGAGCCUGGAACCAAUAUCGUACGAGUCGCAUUAAGAAUGCCAGAAGGUGUUAGGAUUACGCGACGUUUCGAAGCCAAUUCCGAAAUUGAAGAACUUUAUGCAUUUGUAGAAUGUUAUGAUUUACUUCAAGAUGGCAAGGAAUAUAGUAGGCAAAAGCCGGAAGGAUAUGAACAUAAAUUUGAUUUCAGAUUAGUUCAAAGUAUACCGAGAGUGGUAUAUGAAGUUGGAGAAGGAGGAACAAUUGGGGAAAGAGUUGGCAAGAGUGCAAACUUGAUUGUUGAAUCUAUUGAUGAUGAUGACGAUGAUGAUGAUGUUAAUGAGUAA
Molecule: messenger RNA, 1509 nt
Organism: Sclerotinia sclerotiorum 1980 UF-70
Lineage: Eukaryota; Fungi; Ascomycota; Leotiomycetes; Helotiales; Sclerotiniaceae
Exons: 2
Coding region: 1-1509 (502 amino acids)
Cellular component (GO): endoplasmic reticulum
Molecular function (GO): ubiquitin binding
Source: RefSeq, a predicted model, not a curated record